AAACCCUCCAGAUCCCGCGAGCAAUUCGCCCAACAUGGCUGCGGAUAAGGCUCGCUUCUAUAUGGAGCAGUCGCUUCCUGAACUUCAGGAACUCAAAAAGAAGAAAAUUUUCACCGAGAAAGAAAUUAGCGACGUGGUCAAGAAGCGUAAUCAAUUCGAGUUGCGAGUCAAUGCCUCAGGCUGCAAUGCCCAGGAUUAUAUCCGCUAUCUUGAGUUCGAAAUCAACCUCGACCAACUCCGCAAGAAACGAAUUAAGCGACUAGGUGUCAAACUAAACCGUAAUGCGAGCUCGGGCCAGCGCAGGAUAUUUUUCAUCCUGGAUCGGGCUACUCAGAAGUUUUACGGAGAGCAGGUACUGUGGAUGCAGUAUAUUGAGUAUGCCCGGAAGGAGAAGGCGGGAAAGAUACUUAAUAAGGCUCUUAUGAAUGUUCUCAGACUUCACCCGACAGAGCCGCAGUUUUGGAUCUUCGCAGCAUCAUGCGCAAUCGAGGACAAUAUGGACAUCACGGAAGGUAGAAGCUAUUUACAGAGGGGUUUGAGGUUCAGCAAGGCUUCGAGGGUGCUCUGGGUGGAGUACGCAAAGUUAGAGAUGGUUUUUAUUGCGAAGGUACUUGCCAGAAGAGAAUUGCUAGGGAUUGAUGCACCUACAGUGGAUGAAUAUGGGGUCGAAGAGGAUGAGGAAGGAAAUAUAAAGUUGCCACAAAUUUCGGCCGAAGAUAUCGAUCCCUCUAUCAAGAAGGACCACUCCCUCGAUACGGAGGCUUUGGAGAAUAUAGAGGCAAAUCCAGCUCUCAACGGUGCUAUUGCGUUAGCUAUAUUUGAUUCGGCGGUUAAGGAAAUUCCGAAUGAUGUCCAAUUUGCUGAGGACUUUUUCAACGUCUUUGCACGGUUCGGUCACCUGCGUUGCGCCAUGAAAAUUCUCGAGCAUGUCAUCACCUAUAGUCAGGAGGUCGCUCCCACAGCCCCCCAAACACUCUCCAUGUGUGUCAAACUACCUCUAAUUGGAGCCGACCCCACUGAGCCAACCUUCCCUAGUUUCCUUCGAACUGCUAUUUCCCGGAUGGCUGAGGUUGUGAAAGCUGCCACGACAAAAGCACCCUUAUAUGCGUCCUUCAUAAAGUCUAUGGUUGACAUAGCGACCCUCCAAGAAGUAGAUUCGGACAUCCGCAAGGUCGCUACAUCGAUGGCAUUAAAGUACUUCCGGCAGGCAGAGGAACAGGGAGAAACCACGGCUGAAACAUAUCUCUAUUUCGCAGAGUUGUGUGGGAAGAGCAGUAUCAAUGGCGUAGAUACCAAGGGAGCUUUAGAAAGGGGGGUUUCCAAAUAUCCCAAUCACGACAAGUUACAGGCACUUGCAUCUCGAGUUCGAUCUCCGGAGGGAGCUAUUUUGAGAAAAAGUACAUUUUUGUAG
Molecule: messenger RNA, 1411 nt
Organism: Tuber melanosporum (Perigord truffle)
Lineage: Eukaryota; Fungi; Ascomycota; Pezizomycetes; Pezizales; Tuberaceae
Exons: 2
Coding region: 35-1411 (458 amino acids)
Biological process (GO): maturation of SSU-rRNA from tricistronic rRNA transcript (SSU-rRNA, 5.8S rRNA, LSU-rRNA)
Cellular component (GO): small-subunit processome; Pwp2p-containing subcomplex of 90S preribosome
Molecular function (GO): protein binding; snoRNA binding
Source: RefSeq, a predicted model, not a curated record